This is a messenger RNA of Vollenhovia emeryi, 840 nucleotides long. RefSeq lists its product as uncharacterized. The transcript has a single exon. Bases 1 to 840 code for a protein of 279 amino acids. NCBI's taxonomy places the organism in Eukaryota, Metazoa, Arthropoda, Insecta, Hymenoptera, Formicidae. The record is from RefSeq and is a predicted model, not a curated record.
AUGACGGAUAACAAAGAAUGGCGAGCCAAACGCGCGGCGAUAAAAGGUACAGUCACGCGCGCGUUGACGUUUUUCGAGUCACCGGGGAAAAAGUCAGUAGUCGACGCAAAAAUAAGGUUAGCUAAACUCGAAGAAUGUUGGAAAAACUUCGAAGAGAUACAAUUGAAAAUCGAAAGUAAGCAUACGGAAGAUGAUGAAGAGGAUGAAGUCUUUAAGCAACAGGUCGCCGAGGGUGAAGCGGAAAGGCAGACUUUCGAAAUGAAUUAUUUCAAAGCAGCGGGCAGGGCUCAAGAGAUCAUCGAACAGGACCUGUUAGAGCAGCGACAACAGAAACCGCCCGUACAACAGAAUCCGCCCGUACAAGAGGCCGGGACGACUCCAAAAGUCGUUCCACAGGAACCAGCGCGGCAACGACCAAAAUUACCGGAAAUCAAACUCCCUGAAUUUAGUGGAGAAUUCACGCAAUGGAUGUUCUUCAAGGAUAGCUUCGAAACAACCAUUCAUCAAGAAAAACAAUUAACGGCGAUGCAAAAACAACAAUAUCUCGUGGGUGUGCUCAAAGGCGAGGCACUAAGCGUUAUUCAAGGUUACAAAAUCUCGAAUGAAAACUAUGAGCAUGCAUGGAAGUUGUUAAAAGACACAUAUGAUAAUAAUAUAAUCAUAAUCGAAAGUCAUCUAGAAGAAUUAUUAAAUUUUCCAGCGAUCACAAAGGAAAAUAAAGCGGACUCGAUACGGCAGUUCGUGUGGCACAUCCGGACUCACAUGACGUCGCUCAAGGCACUCGGGUUACCAGUCGAUCAGUGGGAGACAGUCCUUAUGCAUCUCGCGAAAAAGAAGUAG